Aspergillus alliaceus is the source of this 2125-nucleotide messenger RNA. Its product is annotated as amino acid permease GAP1. Gene Ontology annotation, molecular function: amino acid transmembrane transporter activity. Lineage: Eukaryota; Fungi; Ascomycota; Eurotiomycetes; Eurotiales; Aspergillaceae. The transcript is spliced from 3 exons. The coding region runs from base 91 to 1857 and encodes 588 amino acids. Gene Ontology annotation, cellular component: membrane. The record is from RefSeq and is a predicted model, not a curated record. Gene Ontology annotation, biological process: amino acid transmembrane transport.
UCGUUCCCCCUCCUUCCCUCUACUACUAUUAAUUUAUUGAUUCGAUUUCAUCUUUUUACCUCCUAAAUAGGAGGAGUAACGGAAUCCAACAUGGAGAAAGACAAAAUUGAGACCAAGACCGAGCCCAGCGUGCCGUCCUUCGAGUCACCGCCACCUAUGUAUGGCGAAACAGAGACAACACGGGGAAGCCUGGGUCAAAGAAUAUGGGACAGUUUCAAGAGAGAUCCAAACGCCCACGUCACGGCUAAUCCAUCCUCCGGUGCGGACGGAAAGUCCUUCGAUGUUGAAACCGCCGCGCACGCAACAGCGGAGUCGCCAUUGCAGCGUAGCCUGAAGGGCCGUCAUCUCCAGAUGAUCGCCAUCGGAGGUUCUAUCGGUACCGGUCUUUUCGUUGGUUCCGGAAAGGUUCUGGCCACUGGAGGUCCAGCAUCGGUUCUCAUUGCUUAUGCUUUGAUCGGUUGCAUGCUUUACUGCACCGUACACGCGCUUGGUGAAAUGGCGGUUCUGUUCCCUGUGGCAGGUUCGUUUUCCCACUACUCGACUCGAUUCAUUGAUCCCGCAUGGGGUUUCGCCAUGGGUUGGAACUAUGCCUUGCAAUGGCUCGUAGUGCUGCCGUUGGAAAUUGUGGCUGCCUCCAUCACUGUCGACUACUGGGGUUCCAGUAUCUCGAACGCCGCGUGGGUAGCUAUCUUCUGGGUCUUAAUCGUCUCAAUCAACAUGUUCGGCGUCAGGGGCUACGGUGAGGCCGAGUUUGUCUUCUCGCUCAUCAAGGUAAUUGCCGUAAUUGGCUUUAUAAUCCUUGGUAUCAUCCUGAACUGUGGCGGAGGCCCCGAGGGCGGCUAUAUCGGUGGAAAGUACUGGCACAGUCCCGGUGCCUUCCAUAAUGGGUUCAAAGGCCUUUGCAGUGUCUUCGUCAACGCCGCGUUUGCCUUCGCUGGUACUGAGCUCGUUGGUUUGGCUGCAGCUGAAACUGCUAAUCCUCGGAAAUCUCUCCCGACCGCGGUCAAGCAGGUGUUCUGGCGUAUCUGUCUUUUCUACAUUGUGUCGCUCACACUCGUUGGCCUCCUUGUCCCCUACGACGAUCCCCGACUCAUCAGCGGACAAUCUAGCUCUGACAUUAGAGCGUCCCCAUUCGUCAUCGCCAUCAAGAAUGCUGGUAUUGCUGUCCUGGAUUCUAUCAUGAACGUCGUCAUCAUGAUUGCAGUGUUGUCUGUAGGCAACUCUUCGGUUUACGGCUCUUCUCGUACCCUUGCAGCCCUGGCCGAGCAAAAACAGGCUCCCCAGUUCCUGGCAUACAUUGAUCGGAAGGGUCGACCGCUUUGGGCAAUCAUGGUUGCGUCGACUCUCGGUCUGCUCAGUUUUCUGGCUGCAUCGGACAAACAAACAGUUGCGUUUGAGUGGAUGAUGGCCAUUUCAGGUCUCUCGUCAAUCUUCACUUGGGGCUCGGUUUGUUUGGCACAUAUUCGCUUCCGCAGUGGCUGGAAAGCUCAGGGCCACAGUCUGGAUGAGCUCGCUUUCCGUUCACAACCCGGAAUCAUUGGCUCCUGGAUCGGAUUCAUUUUCAACUUUCUCGUCCUUGUCGCACAGUUCUGGGUUGGUUUCGCGCCAAUUGGAUACGGCGAGAUGACUGCCGGCGAGCUCGUUGAGUCCUGGUUUUCUGUGUAUCUCGCUGGCCCGGUCGUCCUGCUGUUCUAUAUCCCCUACAAGCUUUGGUUCAAAACACCCAUUAUCCGAGCCAAGGAUAUGGACUUGCACACCGGCCGUCGCGAUCUUGACCUGCAGUAUUUGAUCGAGCAGGAAAGGGCAGCGCAAGCCGAAUGGCCAGCAUGGAAGAAGGUGUAUAAGUUGUUCUGUUAGCAUCGGAAGUUUCGUAAUUUAUUGUUUGUUUUGCAGGACUGAAAUUCACUGGGCUGAUUCUCUGCUGUACAAUUAUGAUUAAUGUGCCUAUAUUCCGAUUCCAAUAACCAAUCUCAUGAUACCAAUUUCAAGCCUAAAAUCAAUUACUUCUGUAUUCCUCGGUAAAACAUUAGUGACCGUCGAGCCGUUUAUCCAUAUCAUGUCGCUGCGUUAAGCUUUUGAAUUAUUGACAUUGACUUGCGUCUUCCUCCAGUCUUGGCAUGUUUGG